Messenger RNA from Pseudopipra pipra, 4241 nucleotides. RefSeq lists its product as uncharacterized. Gene Ontology annotation, cellular component: centrosome. The record is from RefSeq and is a predicted model, not a curated record. The transcript has 8 exons. NCBI's taxonomy places the organism in Eukaryota, Metazoa, Chordata, Aves, Passeriformes, Pipridae. The coding region runs from base 36 to 2723 and encodes 895 amino acids.
CAAUCCACAGGGUGACCACCUUUGGCACUGAAAACAUGGCUGUGGCCACUCAGGAUCAAGCUGGCAACGUGAGCCAGACCAAGAUGGACUUCUGGGAUGGGAUGGAGUCUGUCUUCAUGAUGCCCAACAUCACCCCCACAGAGCGAAGGGCUGUCUGGAGUGCAGUGUCCGGAUACGUCCAACAGCAGCUCCUGCAGCACAAGGGGAUCCGAGUUCCCACCCUUGGCUCCUUCGAUGUGGUCCACACAGAGAUCCCCGUGGGGGACAGGACUGUGACUCUCCAGAGGCCGGUGUUCCACCUGGCCAGGAACCUCGGGGGAGUCUCCAAUCUCAUGGACAACAACACUGACCUGACUGGGGAUAAGCCACUGGAGCCUCUGAAAUACGCCCAGGUGGCCGUGGAGGCCUCUGUGUCCCGGAGGAAAGCAGAGAGCUGCAUCCUGGGCACCACCUCCCUCCUGUACCACUGCCUGGCCAAGGGCGUGGGCGCCGCCUUCGUCCUCGGGGACGUGGGUGUGCUGCUCAUCGAGGGCAGGAGGGCACACAUGAGGUUCUACCCCGACUUCCUGGAGAAGAUGGCUGGGAAGAAGAUCCAGGACAGGGCUACAAUGAAGGUUCUCCAGCAGCUGGACCUGGUGGUGUCCCGGGACGUGCCCGUUGCUUCCCUGGCGCUCACGAGCCGUGUCCUCAUCUUCCCUGAGCUUGAACCGGUGGGUCUGCCCCUGUCACUGCUCAGGGACCAUCUCGGGGCCUGGAGAGAUGUCCCUGGUGGGGACAAAGGGAAGCAAACAGAGAGUUUGCCACCUGUCGGGCGAGGCACGGAAGGGAGAUUCCCUGGCCUGGCCAUGCCCUCUGGCUCCACCACUAAGGCAGGCAAGCAGCCCUGGCACGAGGGGGGUGAGGAGAUGAAGGACAGCUCUGGGGUCAGGAAGCUGCCAGCGAUCCCAGGGGCUGCUGCUGCUGGAAAAAAGCAGCCUGGGACUGACCAAGCCAAGGGCAAACCCACCCCCAAGGGUCAAGGGUCAAAGCAGAGCCACGGAGAGGAAACAACCACUCAGAGGGGCAGGGCAGGAGGAGAUGGAGAAGCAAAAGAUCCUCUUGGAAGAGAAGGAGAAAAGAAAGUUCAUCUUGGAAGAGAAGGAGCAUCAAAAGAUUCCCUUGGAAGAGAAGGAGAAAAGAAAGCUCAUCUUGGAAGAAAAGGAGCAUCAAAAGAUUCCCUUGGAAAAGAAGGAGGAAAGAAAGUUCAUCUUGGAAGAGAAGCAUCAAAAGAUUCCCUUGGAAGAGAAGGAGGAAAGAAAGUUCAUCUUGGAAGAGAAGGAGCAUCAAAAGAUUCCCUUGGAAAAGAAGGAGGAAAGAAAGUUCAUCUUGGAAGAGAAGGAGCAUCAAAAGAUUCCCUUGGAAAAGAAGGAGGAAAGAAAGUUCAUCUUGGAAGAGAAGCAUCAAAAGAUUCCCUUGGAAGAGAAGGAGGAAAGAAAGUUCAUCUUGGAAGAGAAGGAGCAUCAAACAGUUCCCUUGGAAAAGGAGGAGAAAAGAAAGUUCAUCUUGGAAGAGAAACAUCAAAAGAUUCCCUUGGAAAAGAAGGAGAAAAGAAAGUUCAUCUUGGAAGAGAAGGAGAAAAGAAAGUUCAUCUUGGAAGAGAAGGAGAAAAGAAAGUUCAUCUUGGAAGAGAAGGAGCAUCAAAAAGUUCCCUUGGAAAAGAAGGAGGAAAGAAAGUUCAUCUUGGAAGAGAAGCAUCAAAAGAUUCCCUUGGAAGAGAAGGAGAAAAGGAAGUUCAUCUUGGAAAAGAAGGAGAAAAGAAAGUUCAUCUUGGAAAAGAAGGAGAAAAGAAAGUUCAUCUUGGAAAAGAAGGAGAAAAGAAAGUUCAUCUUGGAAGAGAAGCAGCAUCAAAAGAUUCCCUUGGAAGAGAAGGAGAAAAGGAAGAUCUUCCUGGAAGAGAAGGAGAAAAGGAAGAUCUUCCUGGAAGAGAAGGAGAAAAGGAAGAUCUUCCUGGAAAAGAUGGAGAAAAGAAAGAUCUUCCUGGAAAAGAAGGAGAAAAGGAAGAUCUUCCCGAAAAAGAAGGAGAAAAGGAAGAUCUUCCUGGAAAAGAUGGAGAAAAGAAAGUUUCUCCUGGAGGAAAAAGAGAAAAGAAAGUUCGUCUUGGAAGAGAAGGAGCAUCAAAAGAUUCUCUUGGAAAAGAAGGAGAAAAGAAAGUUCGUCCCAGAAAAGAAGGAGAAAAGAGAGUUUCUCCUGAAAGAAAAGGAGAAAAGAAAGUUUAUUCUGGAAGAAAAGGAGAAAAGAAAGUUUAUUCUGGAAGAAAAGGAGAAAAGAAAGUUUCUCCUGGAAGAAAAAGAGAAAAGAAAGCUCGUUUCAGAAGAGGAGUGAAAUAUUCCCUCGGAAGAGAAGGAGAAAAGAAACUUCUUCCCAGAAGAGAAGAAGAGAGGAAAGUUGCUCUUGGAAGGGUGUCCCUGCCAUGGAGUGCCCAGGCCUGGGAGCCUGAGGGUUCCACCUCCAGGGUCUCUGUCGUGCUGGCACCAGGCCCUGAGCCAGCCCAGGGGCUCAGACCACGGCCUGAGGCCUUCUGGUCGGUGCUGAAGGAGCCCCAGAAGAGCAUUUUGGCAGGAUACAGGUUGGAGCCCGCCCUGUUUGUGCCCCCCCUGCACCCCGAGGGGCCCCCAGCUCUGAGGUCCCCCGUGCUGAAGAAGACAGAGGUGGUGGCCAGGGGGCUGUGGCCGUGGAUGGAGUGACAGGGCCGGGCUGGGCAGCUCCUGGGGUGGCAGAACUGGGACGUGACUGGAAGUGCUGCCAUUCCAGGGGCUGCUCCCUGCUGGGAAUGCAGAGGCAGAGGGGGGAUCUCCAGGGGUCUCUUGGCUCUGAUGGAUUUCAGGGUCAAGGUGUCCUGCCCUGAAACCAUCUGGGGGGCUGGAGGGCACAGCCAGGAGUAGGGAGCCUCCCAUGAUGUGGGAUUGCCAAAGGAACCCAAAGCCCAGCCCCAGUGCUGCUGCUGGCAGGGGUGAGACCAUGCAAGGAAGAACAGAGUGGCUUGGGUUUGGUUUGAGACCUGGCAAAAAGCUGAAUUGACUCUAAUUGACCAAUUGAGCCUCAUUUGGAGAGUCCAAAGGCUCAUUGUUGAGCCCAAACCCAGGUCAGGGGCUGAUCCUCCUCUUUAGGAUUCAUGUUCUGCCAUUUGGAGAGCUCAGAGCUUCUUCUGAGCCUCCAGCAGUGUCUGCCCAGCAGCCUGUGAGGGGUCAUUGGACCAGGGCAGACCUCUGAGGAGGCAGGUGACUGAUAUGGGAUCAAUCCACCCAACCUCGAGGCUUUCCAUGUUGAAAAUUUCCUAUUGGAAAGUGUCCCAGGGGAUUCUUGAUCUUUGACACAAACACCUGGAAAUGUGAGGCUGCAGGAUGACCUUCCCCUGAUCCCAGUGGCUGUGGGGUCAGUCAGAGACAGACCCUAAAAAUUCUGCCCAGGAAUUUCUUUAUUCUUAUGAGAUAUCAGCUUGUGCUAAUAGAUAUAACCAUUGAUUGUGUUAAUAAACCUCUAAAAAGGGGAUGAGAGCUCAGUGUUGAACAUUUUUGUGACAAAAUCUGAGUCAGUUUGAAGCAGCAGCUGGACUGUGUUUGGAUAUAAUCCCAUGUCCUGUGGAUGUCAGGAGCAUGGACAUUAUCCUGGCUCAUUUAAUGUGCUCCAGUGCCCCCAUGUCACUGCUCUGCAGAACCCCCAGCGUUGCUGAAGUGCUCUGUUAGAGAAGAGUUGUGAUCCUUCAGCUUUUGAAAUCCCUUUGGAUCCCUGCAGAGGUGGAAAGCAGGUGCAGCACAGGAGUUGUGCUCACUGUCCCCACACACAGUCCCAACCCCCCCUGUGAGCCCCCAGUUUGUAAAGACACAAUUCCAACCCUCUCCAGCUGUUUGGAGGGAAAGUCUGGAAGAACUUUCCCAGGAUGAGGGGGUUUCAAGGAUCCCUCUCCCAGCAGGCUGGAGAUGAGCUCUGGGAUUGCCCUGGGCAGGCAGUUCUGCUUCCCACCACCACCCUGGGGAGGCUUUUAUUAGCUGAAAACCCCCAAAUUAACAAAUACCACCCAUUGCUCUAUUGCCCAGCCCAUCCCUUGCACAGCCCAUCCCUUGCACACCUGCACUACCAACUUCUGCUCCUUCAGCCCCUUUGCACACUGAUCUUUAAGCACUGAUUGAUUCAUUAAAUGCCUCCAAAGUUAAAUCAGUUUAAGCACUGAUUGAUUCAUUAAAUGCCUCCAAAGUCAAGCCAUG